Molecule: messenger RNA, 1436 nt
Organism: Parathielavia appendiculata
Lineage: Eukaryota; Fungi; Ascomycota; Sordariomycetes; Sordariales; Chaetomiaceae
Product: alpha/beta-hydrolase
Exons: 3
Coding region: 68-1297 (409 amino acids)
Molecular function (GO): lipase activity
Source: RefSeq, a predicted model, not a curated record
CCGCUGAAGUUCGACAACGACAGAUGCGCCGCUGUGAAAACUGGGGAUUUCUCACUCGAAGGAUCAAAUGGCAACGUUAUCCGCCCCCACAUCACCAGGGUUAUCCCUCGGCGAAGGACUAAGCCUGCUUUUCAAGGUCGUCGUCGUCGCCCCGCCUCACCUUCUCCUCAGCCUCCUCCGCUGCUACACGCUCGCCGCCCUCCGCGGCAUCCCCCUCCGGCACUACGCAGCAUGCGCCUUCUACCGCGUUGCCCUGCACAACCUCACCCCGCGCCAGCUGCAAUUCAUCCAACCCCCGACCCCGGCCGUCUACACCUCCUGGCUCACCCACCGCCAAUCCCGCGCGGCAGCUAAGUACAAGCGCGACAGCGCUGAUGCCGAAGCAGCCUUCCUCGCCUCCCGCCUGAGACUCGACACGGAGCCGCUCCCCGACGGGCGCUCGUCCCUGCUGUGGAUCGGCGACCGCCGCCGGGCGACGCGGUUCGUGCUCUUUUUUCAUGGAGGCGGGUACAUGGUGCCUGCGUUGACGGGGCACAUGGAAUGGUGUGCGCGGGCAUACCUGCUCGCCUCGCCCGCUGCUGCUGCUGCUGGGAAGGGCGGAGGUAAGGAGGAUGAUGAGGUGGCGGUUGCCGUGCUGCAGUACACGCUCUGCCCAGAAGCAACGUAUCCGACGCAGCUGCGGCAAGCGGCGGAUGCGCUGGCGCAUUUGUUUGCGUCGGGCAGGGUGCGGCCCGGGAAUCUAGUCAUUGGCGGGGACUCGGCAGGCGGGAACUUGACGGCACAGUUGCUGGGGCACUUGCUGCGGCCCAAUCCUGCCGUGAGGGAGGUGUCGCUGGAGGAGCGGCUUGCCGGCGCAUUCUUGGUGUCGCCGGUGUUGAGUGUAAGCGGUCACUGGGCGAGUGCGAAGAGGAAUGGGGCCAUUGACAUGCUUUCUGCGAGCUCGCCGGCCAGUCUGAAGGAGAGGCUGCUCAACGGGGUAGAGGAUUAUCAGGCGGAGGUGAAGCAGAGGAAGGGGUGGGCGAUGCCGAUGGAUUUGGAGGAUGCGGAAGGUUGGUUUGGAGGAUUGGACGGGGUUGUCAAGGAGGUGUAUGUCACGGCCGGCGAGCAAGAGGUUUUGCUGGAUCAUGGAGUCGCCUUUGCAGAUGCAGUUCGAAGGGGCAACCCGGGGAUGGAGGUGCGGCUAGAGGUGAUGAAGAACGAGGCUCACGACUGGAUAUUGAUGGAGGGCGGCGAGGGAAUUGAGGGAGACGCAAUGAAGAGAAUGAGGGCUUGGUUCAAGGGCGUGUUCGAUCUGUAGAGCUCGCCGUUGCCGUCUUGCGACGGAGCGUGUGGUUAUAUGAAUAGGCAGUCGCAGGUCAUUCCCCUCAUCAACGCGGCCUUCUCCAACUCCACUUGAUGAGAUCUGGUCAAACGAAAUGGCGCCGUCUCUUCCCCUG